GCCGCCAGUCCUUGCCCGGAGCCUCGGCCUGCGCCCGCUGCUCCUCUUCCCUCUCCCCGGCGAGGAUGCGGGUGUGCUGCCCCGCUCCGUUGCUGCGGAGGCUGCUGCGGGUGUCGGCGUGCCCGGUGUCGGCGUGCCCGACGCGGUGUCGGUGGCGGGCCGCGGCCCUCCCGGCCCUCCCGGUCCCCCCGGUGCCCCCGGCCCGGUCCCCGGGCCUCCCGUGCCCGGCGGGCCCGCUGCGGCUGCUGCGGCUCCUGCUGGGGCUGCGUGCGGGCCGCGCCCUGGCCACCGCCGCCCUCCCACAGUCGGCUCGGAAAUUCACAGACAAACACGAAUGGGUAUCGGCCGAAAAUGGCAUUGGCACCGUGGGAAUCAGCAAUUUUGCACAGGAAGCAUUGGGAGAUGUAGUUUACUGUAGUCUUCCAGAAGUUGGGACAAAAUUGAAUAAACAGGAUGAAUUUGGAGCUCUGGAAAGCGUGAAAGCUGCUAGUGAACUGUAUUCCCCUCUAACGGGAGAGGUCACCGAGAUCAACACCGCUCUGGCUGAAGACCCAGGUCUCGUCAACAAGUCUUGUUACGAAAAUGGUUGGCUGAUCAAGAUGACCCUAAGCAAUCCUUCUGAACUUGAUGAGCUGAUGAGCGAAGAGGCCUACGAAAAAUACAUCAAGUCUAUCGAGGACUGAACCCGGAACCGUCAACUGAGCCAGUAUGGGAAACAGUUAGCCCGACCUAGUUUUGCCCUAAAUUAGUGGUGUCCAGAAGACGUGAAGUGUAGCGACAUGGAAAUUUGUAGGUUAACCCCAUCCCCCAGAAGACACUGCUGCGUGAGGAACAUCCAUUAACCGAGCGUAAAUGUUGGAGGGUAAAAAUUGCACAACUCUCUCCUAGUGAUUUUCAUUAGGCUGCCGUCUAAUCGAAUAACGCGGGAAACCGGUAACGUCAUCUCCGGUUUAAAAAAAAAAAAAAAAAUGAGUGCCCUUCAAAGUUAGCAGCUUGAUCUGCCGAAGCCUUAAUUGAGGGAUGGGGGCCGUCACCGUGGAUCAACUGGCCGAGGAAGGGACGGAGGCUGUCCCCGUCCGUCGGAGUUGUUGACGAGUGCCGAGACGGCGAGCCGCACGGAGGCCUCGGUGAGGUGGGUGGCGUCCCGACCGUCAGGUGCAGAGCGGUGCCGUUUCAGUUUUCCGAAUUAACUCCUUCGGCUGCUUCCUACGAGGUGGGGCCGCUGGUUUUACGGCAGAAUAGUUAACCAGGUUAAUAAAAAGAAACUGACUUCUCUA
Messenger RNA from Ornithorhynchus anatinus (platypus), 1277 nucleotides. RefSeq names its product glycine cleavage system protein H (gene GCSH). The transcript is spliced from 5 exons. Gene Ontology annotation, biological process: glycine decarboxylation via glycine cleavage system; protein lipoylation. Gene Ontology annotation, cellular component: cytoplasm; glycine cleavage complex; mitochondrion. The record is from RefSeq and is a predicted model, not a curated record. NCBI's taxonomy places the organism in Eukaryota, Metazoa, Chordata, Mammalia, Monotremata, Ornithorhynchidae. The coding region runs from base 66 to 683 and encodes 205 amino acids.